Messenger RNA from Carica papaya (papaya), 1618 nucleotides. RefSeq names its product protein DETOXIFICATION 19-like. Gene Ontology annotation, biological process: xenobiotic detoxification by transmembrane export across the plasma membrane. Gene Ontology annotation, cellular component: membrane. NCBI's taxonomy places the organism in Eukaryota, Viridiplantae, Streptophyta, Magnoliopsida, Brassicales, Caricaceae. The record is from RefSeq and is a predicted model, not a curated record. Gene Ontology annotation, molecular function: antiporter activity; xenobiotic transmembrane transporter activity.
UUCUUUCCGUAUUCCAACAAGUACAAACCAUCUCUAGAUCUGUGAGUUCUGAAGGCUUUUCACUUUCGUGCUCAUCAUAGCGCUGCCACAGUUUUAAACCUAAACAAUCCUUACCUUAUAUAUGUAUAACAGACGUGCAUAUUCACUUAUAUAAACUUUAGUUUAUAUAGGUAUAUGCAGAUUAUGAAAGUAUAACUCAAGAAUGAUUUCGUUUUGGAAGAAAGCAGUGGAUGUUGAAGAGGCCAAGAAACAAGCUUUGCUCUCACUUCCUCUUAUCCUUACAAACGUAUCCUACUCCUCCAUCAGUUUGGUCUCCAUCAUGUUCGCCGGCCACCUCGGUCAGCUUCAGCUCGCCGGAGCCACUCUCGCUAAUUCGUGGGCUGUUGUAUCUGGUUUUGCUUUCCUGACUGGAUUAAGCGGAGCACUAGAGACUCUUUGUGGACAAGGGUACGGAGCAAAUUUGUAUACAAUGUUGGGAGUUUAUCUACAAACAUCUUGCAUCAUAUCGUUCGUCUUCUCAAUAUUUAUAUCGAUCAUAUGGUUCUUCACGAAACCAUUACUGUUGUUACUCCACCAAGAUGCUAAGAUUUCGAAAUCAGCUGCUCUCUACAUGAAGUACCUUAUCCCAGGCUUAUUUGCCUACGGUUUUCUACAAAAUAUUAUGAGAUUUCUUCAGACACAAUCAAUUGUCAUGCCGCUGAUUUUGUUUUCGAUGAUUCCAUUAGGAAUUCAUAUCGGAAUUGUAUACAGUUUGGUUCGUUCGACAAGCCUUGGUUUCGAGGGAGCUGCCUUGGCAGUCUCGAUUUCGUUGUGGAUAGCAAUAAUAAUGUUGGCUGCCUAUGUGAAGUUGGCCAAAAGAUUGGCGCAUACAUGGGAAGGAUUCUCUUGGGAAUCAUUAUGGCUUAUUGUUCCUUACUUCAAACUCGCUUUAUCUUCUGCAGUAAUGGUUUGUUUAGAGUAUUGGACAUUCGAGAUUUUGGUACUCUUAGCAGGACUCAUGCCCGACUCAGAAAUAACCACUUCAUUAACUGCAAUGUGCACAAGGGUGUCCAAUGAGCUGGGAGCAGGAAAUCCAGGCCAAGCAAAGAAUGCCAUGAUUGUGACUCUCAAGUUCUCAGUUAUGCUGUGCGUUUUGUUGACUGUUAUUCUGGGCUUUGGCCAUCGCAUUUGGGCUGCUUUCUUUACUGACAAUCCUUCAAUUAUUACUGGGUUUGCUUCACUUACACCUCUCCUUGCCAUCUCCAUAGCACUUGACACCAUCCAAGGUGUCUUAUCAGGAGUGACAAGAGGAUGUGGGUGGCAGCACUUGGCAGUGUGUAUAAACUUGGUGAUGUUCUUCUUUGUUGGACUUCCAAUUGCAGGGGUUCUUGGGUUUAAGUUCAAGUUAUAUGUUAAGGGUUUGUGGAUUGGAUUAAUAUGUGGUCUGGUAUUGCAAGCCACCAGCUUGUUGUUGAUUACUUUUUGCAGAAACUGGAGUAGGUUUGGUGAUCUCCCAGUAAAUUCAGAAAUUGAAGCAACUCCUGUUAAUGUUGCUUGUUAAUUUACUUUUUAGUCCCUUGUAAUAUACAUAUAUAUAUAUAUAUGUAUAUUUAUAUAUAGUGGGUAUAGAAAAAGAACA